Messenger RNA from Coniosporium apollinis CBS 100218, 2805 nucleotides. RefSeq lists its product as uncharacterized. The record is from RefSeq and is a predicted model, not a curated record. Gene Ontology annotation, cellular component: mitochondrial inner membrane. The transcript is spliced from 2 exons. Bases 1 to 2805 code for a protein of 934 amino acids. NCBI's taxonomy places the organism in Eukaryota, Fungi, Ascomycota, Dothideomycetes.
AUGUUCGCGCGCCCAUCUGGCAGCGCCCCUGUAUGCCUCCGAUGCAGACUCCGCCUUCAGCUUCGACUUGCGCGCCAGUCCCACCACCGUCCAUUUCUCAGUAUACAACAGGCCUCUCAGUUCUCGUCGAGCCGCAACGCUCAACUUCGAAUCAUUCGAGAAACACAGAGGCCGCGACCCCAACGCGAUGACAUCAAGCGCAAGCCGACAGUGCCUAAAUACAGCUAUCCACUCGGUCGUAUCCGCGGCAAGAAAGAAGCGCCAUUGAGGGAGGGCACCGUGCCGUUGCCAAUCGACUCCCUGGGUGAACCGAGCCAAGUCAUUAUACUCAAAGAUGCGGGGAUCAAGCCUCCACCUAAGCCCAGCAAAGUGGACGUGAAAAAAGGGCUAGCGGGAGACCUAUCCAGUCAUAAUCGGCCAGUCCACCCAAACAAAGGGACGAAGCCCGGUCAAGACGAAAUUCUAAGGGCUAUCACUGAGCAGAACAACAUCUUGGGGCCGGAGGAAGUGAACAAGCAGAUAGAGGGGCUGAAACCAGGGCAGGGAGGUAGCCGCGGUGGAAGGCUAGUGCUGCCAAAAGACGAAUUCGAUACUAGAGCGAGCAUCCUGCAUGAUGGCUUCACAACUACACAGCUGCUGGGUUAUCUCGAUCGAGGGACGGACCGAGCCGGGACUGUGGACGAGCGCAAGCAACAGGAGCUUGCUCCAACAGAGCAGGAUAAGAAGGGAGCUGUCCACCGCGUCUCCAGAUCAAGCUGGACACCUGGCGUCAGGCCCAUCCCACAGGGCGCACAGAGCACCGCUCAGAGGCCACAUUCGCCGAAGAAGAUGGGUAUAAUCGACAAGAUACUCCGUAUCAACUGGAAGAUCGACGUGCUUGAGGAGAUCGAGUCGCCCGGUGAGCUCGAUAUUAGUGGAGUUCAGCGGUGGCAGAUGCGACUAUUGGUGGCAGGCGAACCCUCGAAACUCGAUCAGAUCCGAAACCACCGCAGAGUAACUAUCUCAGUGAACCAGACUUCUCGCAUCAUCAAGAUCAUGGCGCCUAAAGACAGCGCCGAAUACGCUGCCGACGACAUCGAGACCGCGCUGCACGCUUGCCACAGUUUGACCGUUGAUUUCGCACCUUUCAAGCCGCUGUCCAACUCCGGAACCAAGGGGCCACAGCGACUGUUCACAGACGAAGACCUCGUACUGGCAUCCGAACUGAGUGGCGCAUUCCUGCGAAGGUCAGAUACAGGCGGUCCUCGUGUAUUUGUCAGCGGCCUGGAUGCAGCUCAAGCCGAAGACGGACGGCGAGUCCUCCUUUCGAUGCUCGAUCUGCCAACCACGAGCGAGGGAAAGAUCCUCACGACUAGCGCGAUAAAGAAGCUUGGUAUACUCUCUCCUCACGGCCGCAAGAGAGCGCUGGCGUAUCGUGACCAACGGAAGAGCCUUGGGAGAUGGUCUUUCCCAAUUCGGCGAGGCUCACUACAAGACUCUGCAGAAAGUAUUAGAGAUGCCAGUUCGUCGCGGCCUGGGCAGGUUCGUAAAGAGGUUAUCAAGUUUCUCCAGCAGUCCAGCUCAUUAAAGGCACUCCCAAUCGACGUCCUACCUCCUGCCGCUACCUCAACCUCAACCUCCGCCUCGAGCUCGACAACCUCGACCCCGAUGCCUGACGUAUCGACGCCGGGAACCUCAGCACCCGAUACCUUACCCUCCGAACCACCCUCCGAAGCGCCAUUACCUGCAACUCCACUCGAAAAUCCGACAACCGGGACCUCGACAUCCAAAGCUCCAGAAUUCGAAUCAGACUUUUCAAGAAGCCCCUACAACUGGUCUCCCAUCCCUCACACCUCAACCACCGCAACCCUCGGCCACAUCCUCCAUCGCAUCCCUAUCUCUCCACCAACCCGAGUCCUCACACCCACCCCGCUCUCAAUCCUCCUCUCCGGCCCCCGCACCCACACCUUUAGCCCGCACACCCCCUCCCUCCCCACCAUUCUUAGCCACCUCAGCGCCAGCCCCACCGCCGCCACCCCCACAAACACCGGCGCGCACCUCCUCUUCCGCUAUAUCCCGAAUCCCUGGUCCACCUCCACCGCCACCACCAGUACGCCCGGGGGGCUCAAAGCCCUGACCGCGAUCCCAGAGCUGCACAUCACCUUCGCGAUCCCUGCAGGCGCGACACAGGACCAGGCGCGCCUCGAGAGCGUGGCGCUGGCGUUGGGCCAGGAGUACAGGGAUGUCGCGAUGCCGGACCGCGGCGUCGAUGUUCGGUUCGCGCGGCGGGAGAUGUUGUUCGCGGCGGGCGCGGAGAGGGAGGACGGGCCGUUCGCGGGCCUGGUGGGGGAGAUUGGGGUGGUGGUGCGUGGACAGGGACGGCUGAGGGCGCCGAGUAGUGUUAGGGUUGGGGUGCCGGCGUGGACGGUGACGGGCGCGGGCGAGGAGGGCAGGGGUGGGAGUGGGAAGAGCGGGAAGGGGAAGGGGAGGGAAGAGAGGGUGCGGGAGUGGAAGGAUGGGGAGACGGUGGAGGUGGAGUAUCUGUGGCAGGGGGUUGAGUGGAGGGAGAGUGUGGAGGUGGGGGCUGAGGGGCACAGGCUGAGGUAUGUGGCUGUGGAGGGGGGGAAGCUGGGGGGGAGACGGGGUGAGGUUAGGUUAGGACUUGAGGAGGAUGCGAAGGAGGACGCUGUGAGGGAGUUCGUGGAUGCGGCGUUCAGGCUUGCGGAGAGGGCUGGUGGAAGUAUAUCAGAUGAUGUGGGGAAGGCAGGAGGAGAAGGCGAUGAAGGGAGCUCGGAAGCUCGUUGGGAGGGAGGAGUUUCGUCCUAG